Messenger RNA from Vicia faba (fava bean), 3759 nucleotides. NCBI's taxonomy places the organism in Eukaryota, Viridiplantae, Streptophyta, Magnoliopsida, Fabales, Fabaceae. The record is from the annotation of a GenBank genome assembly.
AUGGAACAACCGAACGAAGAAACAGUUAUAGCGACGGCGGCGAUGAAUCAAGAAGAAGACGACGAGUACGAUUCUAAGGAAAAAGUUCUCAAAAAGCACUUCCUUCAAGAAUGGAACCUCGUCAAAGCAUUCAUCGACGACACCGUUUCCAAUUCUCGCGUCUCCGAUCCUUCAUUCGUUCACAAAUUCAGAUCCAUUAUGGAUAAGUAUCAAGAGCAAGGUCAACUUCUAGAGCCUUACCUAGAAAGCAUAGUUCCGCCAUUGAUGAACAUUAUUCGUUCACGAACAAUCGAACUCGGUGUAGCUUCCGACGAAAUUCUGGAAAUAGUUAAUCCAAUAUGCAUAGUUGUGUAUUCACUAGUCCAUGUUUGUGGAUACAAAUCAGUGAUUAGAUUUUUUCCUCAUCAAGUUUCGGACCUCGAACUUGCGGUGUCUCUGCUUGAAAAGUGUCAUUUCAGGAAUUCAGUUUCCUCGCUGAGAGAGGAAAGCACGGGAGAAAAUGAAGCGAAAUGCGUGAUGUUGCUGUGGCUUUAUAUACUUGUGCUGGUUCCUUUUGAUAUAUCUAGUGUUGAUACUAGCAUUGCAAGCAGUGAUAAUGUAGGGGAGUUUGAGCUUGUACCUCUUGCGUUGAGGAUAACAGGGUUUUGCAAGGAUUAUCUCUCGGCUGCCGGGCCUAUGCAUUCUAUGGCUGGAUUAGUACUCUCGAGGCUACUUACUCGUCCAGAUAUGCCAAAAGCAUUUACUAGCUUUGUCGAGUGGACACAUGAGGUCAUGACUUCUGUAACUGCAGAUGUACUCCAGCAUUUCAAAGUACUCGGGACCAUUGAAGCACUGGCUGCUAUUUUCAAGGCAGGCAGUCGGAAUCUCUUGCUUGAUGUAAUUCCUGUCGUUUGGAAUGACACUUCAUUGCUGUACAAGUCCUCAAUUGCGGCUCGAAAUCCAUUGCUCCGCAAGUAUUUGAUGAAGUUAACACAAAGGAUUGGGGUUGCUUCCCUUCCUCAUCGAUUACCCUCAUGGCGUUAUACGGGAAGAACCGCCAAACUAAAUAUUUCUUUGAAUACAUCCAGUAAAGCUAAUCAAUCCGAUUUGGGUGUGAUCGACAAUAACUCCAACUCAAUUGAACUUACAGAUGAGGUAGAAGAUGAAGAUAUGGAUGUUCCAGAAAAUGUUGAAGAGAUCAUUGAGAUGUUGUUAUCUGGUUUGAGGGAUAUGGACACUGUUGUACGUUGGUCUGCAGGGAAAGGUAUUGGUCGCAUAACUUCACUUUUGACAUCUUCCCUUUCCGAGGAGGUUUUAUCCUCUGUUUUGGCGCUGUUUUCAGCUGGUGAGGGUGAAUGUUCAUGGCAUGGAGGCUGCUUAGCUUUGGCUGAACUUGCUCGUAGAGGCUUGCUCUUACCCACUAGUCUUCCCAAAGUUGUUCCCGUUGUUGUGCAGGCACUGCAUUACGAUGUUCGAAGAGGUCCACACAGUGUAGGGUCUAAUGUGCGUGAUGCUGCAGCAUAUGUAUGCUGGGCAUUUGGACGUGCAUAUUAUCACUCAGAUAUGAGGAACAUUUUAGAGGAGCUUGCUCCACACCUCUUAACAGUGGCAUGCUAUGAUCGUGAGGUUAACUGCAGAAGAGCAGCAGCAGCUGCUUUUCAAGAGAAUGUUGGAAGACAAGGGAAUUAUCCGCAUGGCAUUGACAUCGUGAAUACUGCAGAUUAUUUUUCACUUUCUUCUAGAGUUAACUCUUAUCUUCAUGUUGCCAUCUCCAUUGCUCGAUACGAAGGAUAUCUUAUUCCAUUUGUGAGCGACCUGCUGGGCAGAAAAGUUUGUCACUGGGAUAAAAGCUUGCGAGAACUUUCUGCAGAGGCCCUUUCCUUACUUGUAAAAUAUGACCCUCCGUAUUUUGCAAGUGCUGUUAUGGAAAAGCUAGUUCCUUGUACUCUUUCAUCUGAUUUGUGCAUGCGCCAUGGUGCAACGUUGGCAACUGGGGAACUUGUUUUUGCUUUACAUCAAUGCGAUUAUGCUCUUCCUUCAGAUAAACAUAAAACGCUUGCAAAUGUCGUUCCUGCCAUUGAGAAAGCACGUCUUUAUCGUGGAAAGGGGGGAGAAAUAAUGCGCGCAGCUGUUUCUCGGUUUAUUGAAUGCAUCUCUAUAUCUAAAGUGCCAUUACCAGAAAAAAUAAAGAAAAGCUUACUCGAUACUCUAAAUGAGAACUUGAGGCAUCCUAAUUCUCAGAUACAGAAUGCUGCUGUUAAAGGCCUGAAACAUUUUUUCUAUGCAUACUUACUAGAUUCAGAUGAUAAAAGUACUAGUGUUUUGACAGAAAAGUAUCUUCAUAUGCUGACUGAUCCAAAUGUAGUGGUAAGGAGAGGAUCUUCAUUGGCCAUAGGUGUUUUUCCAUAUGAGUUAUUGGCCAAUCAAUGGAGAAAUGUGCUCUUGAAGCUUUGUGGCUGUUGUAAAAUUGAGAAAAAUCCUAAAGAAAGAGAUGCUGAAGCACGGGUAAAUGCUGUCAAAGGGCUGGUAUCAAAUGAGGUGAUGGGGAGUUUAUUUAAAGCUCUUGAUGACUAUUCUGUUGAUAAUAGAGGUGAUGUAGGAUCUUGGGUUCGUGAGGCUGCAUUAGAUGGCCUUGAAAAAUGUACAUAUAUGCUCUGUAAGAUCGACAAGUCAGGUUGCUUGUCUGGAAAAUCAGAUGAUAAUGAAGUUAAAUCCUUAGCGAAUCCUCUGGCUGAUAGUAUGCUUAAUAAAAAUGCGGAGCUUUUAUUAUUCAACGAAAAUCUUGCUACUAAUUUAGUUGGAGGGAUUUGUAAGCAAGCUGUGGAGAAGUUGGAUAAGUUGAGAGCAGCUGCAGCAAGCGUUCUCUACAGAAUUUUGUACAACCAGAUGAUUUAUAUUCCAUAUAUUCCUUUCCGGGAAAAGUUAGAAGAAAUAAUUCCGAAGGAAGCAGAAGCCAAAUGGGCUGUUCCUUCGCACACUUACCCACGCUUCGUACAGCUACUUCAGUUUGGUUGUUAUAGCAGAUAUGUGCUAUCGGGUUUAGUCAUAUCUAUGGGUGAUUUGCUAGAUACUCCGAAUUCUUUGAAGAGGGUAUCACUCUUGGCACUGUUAGAGUAUUUAGAAGGGAUUGAAUCCGAAGACCCUAAUACAAGAACGCUCAGGGAGUAUAUGCUAUCAGUUGAUAUUUUGUGGGUUCUCCAACAAUACAGGAAACACGACAGAGUCAUUGUACCCACUUUAAAGGCCAUUGAGAGUUUGCUCAGCAAGAAGAUAUUCCUUAAUAUGGAGGUCUUGCCAUUUCAGGCUCACACUCCAACUUUUUGUGCUUCUGUUUUGGAUUCUCUGGCAAUAGAACUAAACGGAUCAGUAAACUUCUCCAAGUUGUAUACUGGUAUUGCAAUAUUUGGCUAUAUAGCCUCAGUACCGGAACCAAUCCAUGUGAGGGCCUUUUCUAAGCUUGUUACUUUUCUUGGCCAUCCUUACCCUAAGAUUCGAAAAGCCUCAGCUGAACAAGUCUACCUUGUCCUCCUGCAAAAUGGGAAUCUUGUGGCUGAAGACAAGAUUGAGAAAGCACUUGAAAUUAUUUCUGAGACUUGCUGGGAUGAUGACAUGGAUAUAACAAAACAUCAAAGAUUGGAAUUUUUUGUGUUGGUUGGUUUGGAGGUGGGACCAUCUGACAAAAAUAGUGAUGGAACAACGUGGAAAACCAGUACUAAGAAGCCUGAAAACUUGGAUGAAAAUGCAUCAUAUUCCUCUUUAGUUGAGUCAUCUGGGUUCUGA